AUGUCCGAUGACAAAGAAAGGGAUGUUUGCUUAAAAUUUUUGCAUGCUUUAAAACAAAGAGGAAAAAAUUAUUCUGGGUUUAAAGAAUCACUUGAUAAGUUACAAUCUUACGUUGCAUCAAAAGGACUAAAUGACGACGAUAUUAAUUUAUUGGCAAAUGUUAUUAUGAAAACGACUAACUUAGGUGUUACUAAACAAGUGCCUUUAAUAAGGUGUUUAGUUCCAAGAUACAGAGUACCUGAAAUUACAGUUAAAACCAUUGUUAUUUGGUGUUUAUCAUCCAUAGGAGGACUGGCUAUUUCUGUAUCCAAUAGCAUUGUACAAUGGAUUCUUGGUAUAUUGGAUCACCAAUUAACAGAUAAAAAAGUUAUAAAUAUAUUUUAUGGUGUGUUUUUUCAUUUGUUGCUAAAAUAUGAGAAACUGGAAAAAAAUAUAGCACAUCUUAUUUAUGUAUUAGCAAAACCAGAAGAUGUAACUCGUAGAGAUGUAAUUAGACUAUUAUAUCUUCAUCAGAAAUAUGCAAAAUCUCGAACACACAUUGUUGCCUUACUAUCAUUGUUCAAGUCUUAUAAGCCCGAAUUAGUUCCUGAAAGAUUUCAAUCUGUAAAUAUAGAAAGUGUAUGGAAGCCAAUACCUGAAACUUUACAAUUAAUGCUUCAAAAUGCUAAAGCUCGUUUAGAAGUUCAACAAGCAGAAGAUAUAAAUUUAAAAUGUUUUAAUUGGUGCACAUUGGAGAGUGGCAAAACACGGAAAAAUAUGGAGCCUCUCUUACCAUCUGUAGGAUAUUUUCAAAUUGGUUCUAGUAUUUUUAAAGAGAAGGAUACUAAAUCUAUUUUUGAUAUCUCCAAUGUAGAAGAAUUGGGAAAGUUGCAUUUAAGCAUAGAAUUACCAUGCAAGGCUAUAUCCCUUUUGUCUAAUACAGCUGGAUAUCAUCUUCUUACAUUUGCUGAUUUUGAAUAUCAAAGUAGAUUCUCUUACAAUCUACAUAAUACUUUAACAAGGGCGUUUAUGUUUGAAAAUGACAAAUUUUCUAUGAAAGAUAUUGAUAGAUUACUUGAUAUGACUGUAGAAUUUUCACGAUACAUGCAACAAGGUAUACCGGUUGUCAAUCAUUUCCUCGAUGCGUACCUAUAUUUUAACACAGGAGAACAUCAGUCGAAGUUAUUGGCUUUAUUACAGUGGAUGACAUCAGUGCCUGUUAGCGAUUUACAGGAAAAAAUAUUAGUACAUGUACAAAAUAUAUUUUAUGAAUCAACCGUAACUACAAAAUGUGAAAUCAUCAAAACAUUAAAAAUGUUGAUUACAAAUAUGUUUGUUAAUCAAGGAUUCGAAGAAUGCUGCCAAAACACACCUGCACCAUUUUUAGGUCAAAGUCCAAUGGAUAAUUUGGAAAACGCGAUUUCAAUUCUUACAAAAAUUUCAGAGGAUCUUAUUGUGUCGGGUUUAAAUAUACAUUUGUAUAAUGUUUUAUUGCUUUCAGAAGCAUUAUCCUUUUAUGAAGAUAUUUGUGAAUUAGAAAAUCGCAGCAUCAUAUUGUCCUUUACAGUAGCACCGCCUGCAGUAAUUUAUGGAGGUUUUGUUACAAAAAUCUCUGCGAUUUUGUCCAGAAUAUGCAAAUUAUUAUUAAGGUAUCACGAUGUAGGUUUACAAUUUAGAAAGAAAGCAGAAAAUGUAUUCGAAAAGAAAAUGUACACGAUAUCUGUUUAUAUUGAAGACAUUAUUAAGGCAUUAUGGUAUGAUGAGCCAUUCAAGAAGAAAAGAAACAAAUAUUUUUUAAGAAAUGUUCCCAAGGAAGUUCUGAAAGAUUUGGAACGUUUCGAUUUAAACUGCCGUUUAAAUAUUAGUAAUCAUCAUGCAAUUUUACCUUAUAAGUAUAUACUGAACAUAGCAGGGUUCGAUAUACUCACAAAAAAAGAUGCUAGGAACAUAGCUUCGCAUUGUAUUCCAAGUGUAAAUACAUUUAUUGAUGUAUUUCGAAGUUAA
Messenger RNA from Habropoda laboriosa, 1983 nucleotides. RefSeq names its product centromere protein I-like. The coding region runs from base 1 to 1983 and encodes 660 amino acids. Lineage: Eukaryota; Metazoa; Arthropoda; Insecta; Hymenoptera; Apidae. The transcript is spliced from 15 exons. The record is from RefSeq and is a predicted model, not a curated record. Gene Ontology annotation, cellular component: kinetochore.